This is a messenger RNA of Cutaneotrichosporon oleaginosum, 282 nucleotides long. RefSeq lists its product as uncharacterized. Lineage: Eukaryota; Fungi; Basidiomycota; Tremellomycetes; Trichosporonales; Trichosporonaceae. Gene Ontology annotation, biological process: protein targeting to ER. Gene Ontology annotation, cellular component: signal peptidase complex; endoplasmic reticulum membrane. The record is from RefSeq and is a predicted model, not a curated record.
AUGGAAUACCUUCCCGCGCCCGUGCAGCGCGCCCUCGAAGGCGGCAUUGACCCGUACAGCCAGCACCUCGUCGAGUGGUAUUCGCAAGUGUUUCUGUGUCUGCUAGUGCUCGUCGGCUUCGGUGCCUCCUUCGUCACGUCGUCCGUCCUCGUUGGCCUGGAGAUCUUCACCAUCGGCUUUGUGCUGCUCAUGGCCGCCUGCAUCCCCCCUUGGCCAUACCUCAACAAGCACCGCAUCAAGUUCCUCCCGGUGCGCUCGUAUGGCGUCCCCGAGAAGUCGUAG